Racocetra persica is the source of this 739-nucleotide messenger RNA. The record is from the annotation of a GenBank genome assembly. NCBI's taxonomy places the organism in Eukaryota, Fungi, Glomeromycota, Glomeromycetes, Diversisporales, Gigasporaceae.
AUGACUCUUUUGGCCUUAAUGUACUCACAAAUCUUAAUUGUUAAUACUAAAGGUCUCACACAUAAUAUUUCUGAUAUUCUUGAGGUAUCUUCUUAUCAUCUGAAUACCCUCAGCCAAUGGGAUUCUAAGCCAAGAAUAAAUUUUGUAUUACGUGACAUGAAAGAUGCCAGAAAAAUUGAUGCACGUGGAAAUUUUCUUCAUUUUAAAAAUUCUAAAGAUAUACAACAAUGGAAUGCAAUAAAAAAGAUUGUUAAUAGCUAUGAUGAGACUUUAUUAGAAUCCUACAAAUGUCUUGAUCAAGAAACCAACAAAUAUCUCUCUCAAGCACUUGCUGAUUUUUGGCUAAAAGUCUCUAAUCAAUAUAAUCCUAAAAUAAUUGAUGAAGAAUCCCAGUUAAUUAAAUUGGCUAAAGACAAAAUCGGUGAGGCUGUUGAAAAAAUCCUUGAGGAAAAUAAAGAUAAAACUUCUAAGGAUUUUGAAAAAAUCUUUUCUAAGUCUAAACGUGAUGAAUUGUUUGAUAUUGAAUGGAAAAAGAUAGAAGAAAACCAUCAAGCUUUUAUGCUUUCUAUGAUAAUAGAAACAAAAAAACUUGAAGAGCAUGCCAUAGAAGAUAGAACCAGCAAAAUAAGUGAUGAGAAUAAACCAAGAGAAAAGUUCAAUCAAAGGUUUUGGAAUACACUUGUAAAGCCAGCAACUUUGGUUAAAUCCGAUCCUUUAGAUGAUCUACAAUUUUUAGAAU